Molecule: messenger RNA, 714 nt
Organism: Punctularia strigosozonata HHB-11173 SS5
Lineage: Eukaryota; Fungi; Basidiomycota; Agaricomycetes; Corticiales; Punctulariaceae
Product: kinase-like protein
Exons: 4
Biological process (GO): protein phosphorylation
Molecular function (GO): protein kinase activity; ATP binding
Source: RefSeq, a predicted model, not a curated record
CCGCGAGAUGACGAUACCUUUCGGACGUCCCUGCGCACGCUCAGCAAGCUAUGCGGGCAACACAAACUCUUACCCACGAGCUACACGUUAUCAGGACUCGUGAAAGUCAACGAACAUCCGCAUAGCGCUGGUGGAUUCGCAGAUGUAUUCCGGGGAACUCACGACGGUACACCUGUUGCCAUGAAAGUGAUUCGACUGCACGCGGGAGAUCGUGAAACGUAUAUGAAGGUGUUCUGCAAAGAGGCGAUCGUCUGGAAACGACUGGAUCAUCCGAACGUCGUUCCCUUCCUCGGUGUUGCGCCAGGGUAUCAAGCAUGCAUCGUCUCCGAAUGGAUGGACCACGGCGAUGUCAUGUCAUAUCUCGAACAGCACCCGCGUGCCGAUCGCAUCACGGGCAUCGCUUCUGGCUUGGAGUACAUGCACGCGAGCGGUAUCGUGCAUGGGGAUAUCAAAGGCCGCAACGUCCUGGUGGACAGAUCCGGGCAUGCGCGUCUUGGUGAUUUUGGUCUUUCCACGACGGUUCUUGGUACCACCUCUUUAGCAGCGACAGCCGGAUCGUCCGCAAACUGGGGCUCCUUCCGUUACAUGGCUCCCGAGUUGAACGAUGGCAUGGCCAAGGAUAAGAUCUUGACUUCGAAAUCCGACGUAUACGCGUUUGGAAUGACCACCUGGGAGGUGAGGCGCAGUCCGACGUGGCCGAUUCACGUCGACUGA